AUGGUGAAAGGCACGAAGAGAAAGAUUGCGAUUGAGACGAUACAGAAGAGAGAUUCCCUUAGGGUUACCUGCACCAAACGCCGUAAAGGUCUCUAUAGCAAAGCCUCUCAGCUUUGUCUUCUCUCCGACGCACAAAUCGCUAUCUUAGCGACUCCUCCUUCUUCUGAAUCCGACGUCUCUUUCUACUCUUUCGGUCACUCCUCUGUUGAUGCCGUUGUCUCUGCUUUUCUCUCCGGAAAACGUCCUGUUUCGGCUCCGAAGGAUAACAAAGAGACGAGGGAGGACGUUGGUAUCUGUUUGACUCGCAAGAAUCUAGGGUUAGGGUUUUGGUGGAAUGACGAGAGCCUUGUGAGAUCGGAGAAUCCUCAAGAGAUUAGUGAAGCGAUCGGUUCCAUGUGGACUCUGUUGAGUAAUCUCAAGGAGUUGCGUGCGGAUGAAGCUUGCGUUAACGAUCACAAGGACUUGAAGAAGAAUGAGAAGAGCGAUGUUCACGGAACUCAAGAUCAAACCCUAAUUUUUCAGUCCGCUUCUGCAGUUUGUUGCAUCCCUGAAAAUCUCAACGAUAUUACUCAAGAGCCAAAUCAAACCCUAGAUAUUCAGUCCAGUAGUUCUGCAAUCUGUUGCGUCCCUGAUAAAUCACCUGAAAUUUUCAAUGAAAUCACUGAAGAACAAGAUCAGAUUCUCUCGAUUUGUGAAACUUUUUGUGUUACGGAUAAUAACAACAACAACAACAACAACGCUGCUUUACCUGAAGUUAACCUAUAUUACAAUCAAGACAUGGCUAUUGAUCAACUCAUUGACUUCAACACCCCUUUUGAAAGCUCGAUAGAUGAUUGGUUUUCGGACAACACUACUCAUCAGGAGACGACUAGUGCAAGUAUUUUGAACGAUGUUGGUGUUGAUGAUCAAGUCUCGGUGGAUACAAAUCCGUUUUCUUAUUUUCAAAGCCUUGAAGAUGCAGAUUUGGUGUUUCAGAGAUGUUUGGAUGGAGAUAAUCUACGAUUCUCUGAUUGUUUCAAUGACUUUGCAAACACUAUUGCAGCAGUUUGA
Molecule: messenger RNA, 1050 nt
Organism: Arabidopsis thaliana (thale cress)
Lineage: Eukaryota; Viridiplantae; Streptophyta; Magnoliopsida; Brassicales; Brassicaceae
Product: MADS-box transcription factor family protein
Exons: 1
Coding region: 1-1050 (349 amino acids)
Biological process (GO): positive regulation of transcription by RNA polymerase II; DNA-templated transcription; regulation of DNA-templated transcription
Cellular component (GO): nucleus
Molecular function (GO): cis-regulatory region sequence-specific DNA binding; protein dimerization activity; DNA-binding transcription factor activity, RNA polymerase II-specific
Source: RefSeq, marked reviewed